Aspergillus caelatus is the source of this 968-nucleotide messenger RNA. RefSeq names its product PAP2 superfamily-domain-containing protein. Gene Ontology annotation, biological process: phospholipid metabolic process. Bases 69 to 899 code for a protein of 276 amino acids. NCBI's taxonomy places the organism in Eukaryota, Fungi, Ascomycota, Eurotiomycetes, Eurotiales, Aspergillaceae. Gene Ontology annotation, molecular function: phosphatidate phosphatase activity. The record is from RefSeq and is a predicted model, not a curated record. The transcript has a single exon.
UAUAUUCGGAUACAUUCUCCAUCACCGUGGUCGGAAUCAUUGCAUUCGCCGUCCCAGCCGUCAUAAUCAUGGUUCUCAGCCUACUUAUUCCGACCUCGACAAUCACAGCGUCAGGGUAUGGGACGCGUGGGUUAAGCCCCUGGAAACGCCGCCUUUGGGAAUGGCAUACAGGCUGGCUCGGUCUGGGCCUCAGUCUUGCUGGUGCCUUUUUCGUCGUCUCAGGAUUGAAAGACAUCGUCGGAAAGCCUCGACCUGAUUUCCUUGCCCGAUGCAACCCCGACCUUUCCAACAUCUCCGCCCAUCUGACCGGCGGUCUAGGUCUAAGACGCGAGGGAGCCCCUGUUCUUGUCCACGCCAGUAUCUGCCAGAACACAGACGCUGCUGUUAUAAAAGAUGGAUUUGCAGCUUUCCCAUCGGGACACUCCUCCUUUGCCUGGGCAGGCCUCCUCUACCUCUCGCUCUGGCUCUGCGCUAAAUUCGCGAUUAUCCCUCCCGCUCAUUCUACCGCACCCUCCGCACUUAGAAGAAACGGACAAUCCACAUACUCACCUUCUUCACGGCCAGCCGCGCCGCCUCUAUACCUCCUUUUGAUUGCCGCCAGCCACGUUGGCCUUGCGCUCUGUAUCUGUGCCACCCGGUACUCAGACUAUAUGCAUGCCGGGUGGGACAUCAUGAGCGCCACUAUAAUCGGAGCCUUCUUCGCUUGUCUCGGCUUCCGGUGGUACCAUACCUUCCCACCUACGACGCUUCUAGGUCCUACUGAGGAAGGUGGAGGAUGGGCAUUCCCACCACGGUCCAAAUCGCACGCCCUUUGGGUGGCGUAUGGCAGCCGGGGAUAUCCUGAGAACGGGAUUAUUAAUGAAUACGAGGAUUUAGAAAUGGGGCCUGUGGGACGGUGAAGGCUUUGUUUGGGAUGUUCUAUAAUUGUUCAUGUACUGUAUUUUGCGUUUGUGUUGGGUAGAUUCGGC